This is a messenger RNA of Durusdinium trenchii, 808 nucleotides long. NCBI's taxonomy places the organism in Eukaryota, Dinophyceae, Suessiales, Symbiodiniaceae. The record is from the annotation of a GenBank genome assembly.
AUGUCGCUCCCAUGGGUGGAUGAGUUGAAGAAGAUCAUCAAAGAUGAGGAGAUGCAGAUUAACCAGAAAGCCUCAAGAGCUAUGAAUGUGCUCAAGAGUGCAGGCUUGGCUUACAAUGCCAAGCUGAGGCCCAAUCAGAUCCUGGUUCAUGUUGCCAACCGGGGUGGUCAAAUGGUUAACCCCCAUGAUGUGGUAGCCAAAGGCCAGCAGAUCUCAGCUGUUGGGUGGGACUUGAACAAGGUUCGGCAAUCUGUGGCAAUUGAACUGCCUCAUGAUGGGGACAAGAGAAGUGCAGUGAUUGCAGCAAAUGAAAAACUGGCUGACCAAAGGUCAGGCAUGUUGGCAAGACCUUUUGGAGAAGAGCGGUAUUGCAGCCUGAGUUCUUCCCACUUGACAGCAUUCCUGAGGUGCUUGGAAAGUGGCUGCAGGAUGGGCAAUGACCAGCUGUCCAUGGAGCAGCUCAUGGCACAAGGAGGCGACCUACAGGAGAUGGUGCAAAGUGGAUGGCAGUGGACAAUUAUUUCAGCCAAGGCUGAGGAAGAGUGUCCAUCUCUUCCUGGUUUGCUUCAGCAGGCCUACAACAGUGACCAUGGUAUUGUGAAGCCUCCUACAGAAUUGGAGGUUGCCAUGACCAUUGCGCAGCACUAUGAGCUACAAGCUCCUGGGCAGAAAGACUUGGACAAAGCUGUGCAGCAGGCAGCCUCCAGCUUUCCACCUUGCAAGGCCUACAUCAAAUGCAUUGGUGACUUUGUUUCCAGGUUUGCUGGAGGAGAGAGCUUCAAGCUGCUGAAAUAUCUUGAUUUCAUUU